UUGCAGGAAAAAUUAGCACAAGCAACCUAUGUGUUGUCCAGUGCGGACCCAUUCUUUGAUUUUCCGAAGCCUACGAUCCACAAAGUAAAGGAACUUGGAGGUGUUGCUGUUCCAAAAGCGAAACCGCUGAAUGAGCGGUGGUCAACAAUAAUGAGUCAGCGCAAGAAAGCGAUUCUUGUAUCAUUCGGUUCUGUGGUAGCCAGCUAUAUGAUGCCAAAUGAAACGAAACAAGCUCUCCUGAAUGCUUUUGAUCUGUUCCCAGAUAUUACUUUCAUCUGGAAGUACGAAAAAGAGGAGCACUACAUCGCCGAUGGGCAUCCUAAUGUGAUAACCGAUAAAUGGCUACCACAAACUGAUUUACUUGGUAACAAUUUUUUCUUCUGUCCCGAAAUGACACUAGCACAUCCAAAUUUGGUGGCAUUUCUGACGCAUGGUGGUAUGAAUAGUAUCACGGAAACACUGUGUCGUGGGAAGCCUGUCAUCGUGGUACCCGUCUUUGGUGACCAGUUACGUAAUGCUGUUCUGGCAAAGCGAUCCGGUUUUGGCAUAAUGCUAUCAGUUUCGGAUCUUCAGGUAGAGAAGAAACUCAGUGAUGCGUUCGAACAGAUUAUCAAUGAUGAGAGGUAA
Molecule: messenger RNA, 627 nt
Organism: Gongylonema pulchrum
Lineage: Eukaryota; Metazoa; Nematoda; Chromadorea; Rhabditida; Gongylonematidae
Source: the annotation of a GenBank genome assembly